AUGGAGGAGGAUCACGCCCCGAUUGCGGCCAGAGCUCUCCAGCAGCCCCGCAAGUUCACCAUCCAGAGCAGCUUCGGCCAGGCUAGGGAGCGGCGAAGCAGGAAGAACAGACCGUGCGAUGCUUGCAGGCGCCGAAAAACGGCCUGCGUUAUCGAGACCGAACCUCCUUGUGCGUUCUGCAGGAGCCGAGGGCUGAUCUGCCGCUCAACACCCGGCCCAGAGCUGACUGCGCGUCAGCCCGCGCUCGCUACGCCGGGAUCCCGGUUGGUCGGGCCAGCCGUCUCUGCUACGCCGGACCCUGUCUUACAGCCGCCUGCGCGCGACAUCCCCGCAUUCCAAGCCAAUGCUUCCCCGGACUCCCUAGCACUUCCUCCUCCCACAGGCAACUACGCCACCACACGCCAGAUCGCGGGCUCUGCUGCCGUAGUGCAUCAAGGCCUCGUGCAUACUCCCACCGGGAACCCUACCGAUGAAGUGCCGCUAGAAGCCGCCGCCUUGGGCGUCUCUCCGCAGAGCUCGGUACCUUCGGCCACGACAACUCGUUACACGCUUGAGGAUGCCAGGAACCACACGGCACACUUCAUGGGCUGGGCAGCAGAGCAAGAUACCUAUCUGCUGGAUUCGUUCAGGUCGGUUAUCCUCAGCGAAUACGGAUUCGACGCCAAUAUCAUCCAAGUCGAUGGCGGCAACCCCAAGACCGAAGACCCGCCGGUGCACUUCCUCCUGCUGGAGAAUGACUUCCCCGAACACACCAACAGGAUGACUCAAGCCGCGUCCGAUGCGAUCGAGGCGCUGGUAUGGCCCCAUGGCCCGUUGCUAGUCCGCUUGUACUUCAAACACGUCCACCCUGUCUACCCUAUCGUCUCCAAGGUGAGAUUCCUGCGGCAGUACUCCGCUGGCAAGGAGCGGAUACCGGCCUCACUGCGAGGCGCAGUGUACGCCUUGGCGUGCGUCUUCUGGCACAAGCAUCCCGUUUCGGGACCAUGCCCCUUCAAGCAGCACGAGCUCGCCGCGCAGGCGCAUACCGCGCUAAGGGGUGAACUGGAGGCGCCUAAUCUAUGGAAGUUGCAGUCAUGCUUGCUACUGCUGCAUUGCAUGCCCCCUGACAUCGAUAGCGUGGAGACACCCUACACGUGGAUUCUCGCGUGCCAAGCCACAGCUGCUGCCCAGAUGAUCGGCCUGCACCAGGACCCAGAACGAUGGAAUAUCGCGUCGUGGGAGAAAAAGCUACGGAGAAAGCUCUGGUGGGCCACAUAUGCGGCUGACUGCUGGUCAGCUGUAUGCCACGGCAACCCGCCACAUAUUGUGAUGGACUCGUUUAGCACUUCGGCCCCAAUCAUGGACGACCUUCGCUCCGAUGAAGAUGUGCCGCCUGAGCUCGGCCACCUCGUGGACCCCGACGAUACCCGCUUCCGGGUGCCUGACGGGGCUCGCUUCCUGGAGAUGGUUCGCAUCGCACAGGAUCUGCGGAUCAUCAUUCACUGCAGCUCGCACGCGAGCAGGGGGUUGAUGCACCCCUCAGAUAUGGCACAGUUGCGUAGCCAGUUGGUUGCUAUCCGGGGCAAGUUACAAGAUUGGUCCAGCCUUAUACCAAAUUGUCUAGCACUGGGGCAACCACAGAUUGGACCGCUACACCUCUCAUUCUACGCAAGCCAGGUCCUCUUGUACCGGGGCCUGAUGCAGCCAGCGACUCGUAUGGCCAAGGCAAAUCCUGACUCGAACCUACGGCGCUGGUUCCGUCACGCCCUUGAUGACUUCAGAGCGUUCGUGUCUUUUAUGAGUCGUAUGACUGAGACUGAGCUAGAUGCUUUCUGGGGACGCCGUGAGUUGCAUGCUGACCUGUAG
This is a messenger RNA of Thyridium curvatum, 1845 nucleotides long. RefSeq lists its product as uncharacterized. NCBI's taxonomy places the organism in Eukaryota, Fungi, Ascomycota, Sordariomycetes, Thyridiales, Thyridiaceae. Gene Ontology annotation, molecular function: zinc ion binding; DNA binding; DNA-binding transcription factor activity, RNA polymerase II-specific. Gene Ontology annotation, biological process: DNA-templated transcription. Gene Ontology annotation, cellular component: nucleus. The record is from RefSeq and is a predicted model, not a curated record. The coding region runs from base 1 to 1845 and encodes 614 amino acids. The transcript has 4 exons.